Vitrella brassicaformis is the source of this 2619-nucleotide messenger RNA. The record is from the annotation of a GenBank genome assembly. Lineage: Eukaryota; Vitrellaceae.
GGAAUCUCUACCUCUCGAAGGUGUAGGCGUACCACAUGAGGCGCGAGGUCAUCAUUGGGCCCAUCUUGACGUCGUUUCGUUGCUGUCUUCAUUCGCGGUGAUGAGGGAUCUUCUGCUGGCGUGUCUUGCUGCCCUGUUGGUGGGUCGGGAGAUGCUCGUUGGCUGGACCUGCCAUGCAGCAGCAUCGCUGUGCGGUGAUGUGGCCGGUGGGCGCGAUGCAUCGACAUCACUGGCACUCAUUCGGAGGCGCUCCAGAGCCAGAGGCGCCUUCAUUCGCAGCCCAAGGGCAGCAGAGGUCCGUACGCAGUGAAUGUGCGACGUCUGUUGGCACAGCAGCAUUGCGCUUUGUGUCUGUGCGGUUGUUUGUGGUCAGGUGAGUCACUCCUUUGUGCGUCGUGGGAGGAGGCAUCUAAGAGCACGUCGGCACACAGCGCACCAGGUAUGUAGUGGUGACACGAGCAAGGCACUGUUCAUGAUGGGGAUCUGCCUUGCAAGAUCAUGCGUCUGUCUCUUUGUUCCGCGUUGCCUUGCCAGGUGGUGGUUGAUUCGCUCUCGCCCACCGACGAGCAACCGUCACGGCUGCGUGCGACCGACACAGACAGCGUCGACGUCCCGCUGAAGCCGCUCUCCCCCUCACCGACCCAGCAGACCUUCCGUGCCGUCCCUCCAAAGGAGCAGACAGGCCGGCGUGAGAGGCCCACACAGACACCAGACAGCGAUGCCCCCACUGACCCUCCCGCACCACCACAGCCGUCAGCAGCAGCAGGGCAGGUUCCGCUACACCUGCUGCCGUCUGUCGAGGCGACAGAGCCCGGCAGGCCGCUGGAGAGGCGGACGUCAUCCAACUUCACUGGCGACGACCCAUGGGUGCGGAAUCCCAUGAAUGCCGUGCCGCCUCCGCUGGCAGCCCUGCAGAUGGAGUAUGAGAGGCUGCUGAGGUCGCAGUGGAACGAUAGCAUGGCGGUGGUGUCGCAAGCCGGCAACGUGACGGAUGUUCCCGAGAUGCCGAUGGCGUCUUGGUCGGCGCUGCAGCAGAUGCCCUUUCCCUUUGUCCCGGUGGUCAUGUCGCCCCUGGGCCCAGUGCCUCUCUUUCUGCCCCCUCUCCCAUCCCUCCCACCCCCCACACCACUCGCCAUGCCCCCGCCCCUCACCCCGUUCGCGCCACCAGUGCCCGGACGACAGGCGAGCCCAUUCCAGACGGCCAACGGCACGUCCAUCGCUCAGCUUGGCGAGGCGUCGAGGACGUCCAACGUGAUUGACGGGCGAGCCAUGGCCGAGCAAGUGCGCAAUGAAGUUCGAGAGGAGAUCUCAUGGCUGUUGUCCAAGCCUCGUGUGGGGGAUGGGAGGUCUGAUGAGGAGAACGAGGUGCGUCGUGCGUUUGUGCGGCCCCCGUCGCUGGCUGUGAUCCUGGUGGGCGAGAGGUGGGACAGCGAGACGUACGUGCGGAUGAAGAAGAAGGCGGCCGACGAGGUGGGCAUCGAGUGUGAGGUACAGCAGCUGCCGGCGAGCAUCAACCAGUUCCAACUCAUCGAGCGCAUCACACGCCUCAACCGCAACGCAACUGUCGAUGGCAUCAUCGUCCAGCUGCCGCUGCCCGCACACAUCGACUCGCGCCUGGCGCUCUCGGCCAUCGACUACGCCAAGGAUGUCGAUGGGCUGCACCCCAACAACGUCGGCAACCUCGCACUGCGGAACUUCGGCGGCUCGCCGUCGAUCAUGUCGCCCGACAGCUGCCUGUUCAAGCCGUGCACGCCGCUGGGCUGUGUGGAGCUGCUGAAGCGGUCCUAUGUGCCGAUCGAGGGCGCCAAGGUGGUUGUGCUGGGGCGAUCGAGCCAUGUGGGUCUGCCGGCGGCCCUGCUGCUGGCGCAGGAGAACGCCACUGUGACGAUGCUCCACUCCAAGACACUGCCGGGUGACAUACGGGCGGCAGUGCAGCUGGCCGACAUCAUUGUGGCGGCCAUGGGGAGGCCCCGGUUCAUCACGGCCGACAUGGUCAAGCCGGGCGCUGUGGUGCUCGACGUGGGCAUCAACAGUGUCCCCGACGCCAGCAAAAGGCGCGGCUAUCGGCUGGUGGGCGACGUGGACUUCGAGACAGUGCGGCAGGUGGCCGGGCUGAUCACGCCCGUGCCCGGCGGGGUGGGGCCCAUGACCGUCGCCAUGCUGAUGCGCAACACGCUCGACAGCUCCAAGAGGCGGCAGCUCAUGUCGAUGAGAGAGGGGAGGGCGGGGAUGCGAGGGGCGAGGGAGAGCAUGAGCAGCCGGAUGCAGCGUGAUGCGCUGACGGCGGCGGCUGCAUCGGCCAUCACCGCACUCCUGACAGCCUUCGUAGAGAGCGGGCUGGACUUUUCGGCCCUCAAGCUGUUCUUGUGACAGACUCAACGGACAAGCGAACAGAAGGAAGAAGGCGUUAUGUGUUUUUCGUUUUGGUCGAGGCUGAUGAUCAGUUAGUUGAUGGGACUCACGAUAUAAGCGAAUGGACGGAUGUGACGUUGGAGGUAAGGCACCCCGUUGAGUUCAACUGCAGCCCCAAGGUCACACAAUGGGGUGCGUCGUGGGAUGUUGGUCGAUUCGUCACUUGAUUCAUGUGUUGAGUGCCAUCAUCCCAGUGUCUGUAUGCAG